UUAUGCUGGCAUAGAAAAGCAAUGUACAGUAUAUGUUUGUUUGGCCAUCGUUUAAAUUAUAUUGUUCAAUUAAAAUGACACUUAUACUUUUAAUGGUUACAGGUGACUAAGACUAGUGAGUUAGAAAGGAAUCUCACUGCUGAAUUAAAAUCUAAGGGACAGCAACAGCAUUUGAUCAGUGAGUUAAACAGAAGACUUACUAACGAAACGAAAGCCAAGCAAGAACUGGCACAGCAGUUUGAUACUUUAUCAGCUAAUUACGAAAAAUUACUGGCAGCAUAUCAUGAGGAACAAGCAAUGGUUACUAAACUAGAGGAUAAAAUAGAAAAAAUGAAGGAAGCUAAUGUGGUACUGAGAAGCAAAAUUCCGCAGCAAGUAAAUACUACUGAUCCUCAUGGUAUCAGAGAACCUCAACACCCACAUUAUCCUUUACCUUCCAAUAUUGCUGUACGUCCAAACUCCACUCCUGCACCAGUUCCUGAACCAGUGGUACAGAGUGAUGGUGAUAGCAUGUUAGUAGUAUCAAAGACUGAGGGAGUCACUCCUGCUCACCAUACUGAUAGUGAUAGUGUUCCUGAUGAUAGUCCUGCUUUUAUGUCUAAAGAAGAAAUGGCUAGGAUGUUUAAACCAUAUAAUCAACAAGGCAGCAGUGAUUGGAGUCAGUCACUUCAACAGGUUGAAGAUUCAUCAUUAGCAGCGCAAAAGGUGCAACCAACAGAAGAAUCAUUAGUUGCUGAACAACACAGACAAGAAUUAGCAAGGAAAGUUGAUGAUGCAUUGCUUGAAGUUGAUCGUAUGAGAAGACAAGCAGAACACCAACAAACCAACAAUGAUUCCAACACACAAGAUCAAUCAAGAACAAAGGGUCAGUUAACAAGAGAAGAGGCUGAAAAAGGUAGAAGGCCAAACACAUUUCAAGACACUGCAUCAAAAGAAAAACCAGUUCACCCACAACCAAAGGCCAACGAUAAUCAAGGAAAGCAGCAACGGAAGACUGAUGAUGAUUCAGACUCUGACAUUGAAGAGAAUAAACUGAUUGAUAAUAUUGAUGAAGAGAUACAACAAAUGGCUGAAGAUGUACGUAAGGGAAGCAGAGGCCCAAGUACAGCUGAGGUUCUGUUUGAUGAUGGUAAUAGUUCGUUACCUUACGACCCGAAUCUAGUCUGCCCAAAGUGCGGAAAACAGUAUCGUGUGGGAGAGAUCCAGAAAUUGAGGAGACAUAUAAAUGAAUUCUGCACAGGAAUAAGAUAGAUGAUUAAUGGCUGUACAUUUGGUUUUUGAUUUAUUUGCAAACACACACUUACACAGAAUUGUAUUUACACUAAUUUUUGGUUAAAAUUUUGAUUAUUUUCAA
This is a messenger RNA of Amphimedon queenslandica, 1354 nucleotides long. RefSeq lists its product as uncharacterized. The transcript is spliced from 4 exons. Bases 298 to 1251 code for a protein of 317 amino acids. Lineage: Eukaryota; Metazoa; Porifera; Demospongiae; Haplosclerida; Niphatidae. The record is from RefSeq and is a predicted model, not a curated record.